AUGACGGAUGAAAAAAACAUUACUAUGGAUGUGUCAACGCAGCGCAGGUCCUUCAGGGUGAUCCUGAACCUCAUCGCUAUAACCAUCAAUAUCCUACCUGAAACACAGGCCAGAGUGAUUAGUUACUCUUCCUCUGACCUUACUCACAACCUGCUGGUUCUGAAAAUUUUCUACAGAGUGACUUACUUUAUCAUCUUGGAUGACACCAAGCUGAGCAGUGUGGUUGAUACGCUUGAGGGAAGGGAUGCCAUCUGGAGAGACCCUGACAGGUUUGAGGAAUGGGCCCAUGUGAGCCUCUUGAAGGCCAAGUGCAAUGUCUUGCAUCUGCAUCAAGACAAUCACCAGUAUCAGUACAGGCUGAGGGAUGAGUGGAUUGAGAGCAGCUGUAGAGAAGGAUACUACUUGGGGAUACUGGUAGAUGAAAAAUGGGACAUGAGCUGUAUCCAACAUGUGUAUGGAGCUCAGCAUCCACCUUUUGAUCCAUUACUGCAUGGAACCUUGAUAAAACCAGGUUCAAAGCCACCGACAACUCCAGUGAAACUAAAGAAAGUCAGCACCUUCCAAGAAUUUGAAAGUAACACAAGUGAUGCUUGGGAUCUUGGAGAUGAUGAUGAUGAACUAUUAGCAAUAGCAGCUGAAAACUUAAAUACGGAAGUGGUCAUGGAAACGGCUCACAAAGUAAUUCAGAAUCACAGCAAGUUACAAGAACAGCAUAAAUUUCAGGAAGAACAUCUACAGGAAGAAAAACAAGUAGAAUCUGCAGAGCCGACUUCAGUUGCUUGUGGUGAUAAUAGGCUUGUUAAAUCAGUCAGCGAAGGUCAUACACCAAGUUCAUCAGAUACUGCGAAUGAAAAUUCUUCCAUGCAGAGAUCGCAGUCACUUCCACAAACUUCUUCACCUCCUUUGAGUGGAAUGGCAGACUCUAAUACCUCAGUUACUCCUGCAUUAACUGAAAGAGAAGCGUCUCGGUUAGACAAAUUUAAGCAGCUACUUGCUGGCCCCAAUACAAGUCUUGAAGAAUUACGGAAAUUGAGUUGGUCUGGCAUUCCCAAACGGGUUCGUCCAAUUGCAUGGAAGCUUCUUUCAGGCUAUCUUCCUGCAAAUGUGGACCGAAGAGAAAGCACUUUACAAAGAAAACGCAAGGAGUAUUUUGCAUUUGUUGAACAAUACUAUGAUUCCAGAAAUGAUGAAAAUCACCAGGAUACCUAUAGACAGAUCCAUAUAGAUAUCCCACGCAUGAGUCCUGAAGUUUUAAGACUUCAGCCCAAAGUAACAGAGAUUUUUGAAAGAAUUUUGUUUAUCUGGGCAAUACGUCAUCCAGCCAGUGGAUAUGUUCAGGGCAUAAAUGAUCUUGUCACUCCUUUUUUUGUAGUCUUCAUUUGUGAAUAUAUAGAAGAAGAAGAAGUGGAAAAUUUUGAUGUUUCCAAUCUGCCUGAGGAAGUGCUGCAGAACAUAGAAGCUGACAGUUACUGGUGCAUGAGCAAGUUACUUGAUGGCAUUCAGGAUAACUACACGUUUGCACAGCCAGGAAUUCAGAAGAAAGUGAAAAUGUUGGAAGAACUUGUUAGUCGGAUUGAUGAACAAGUUCACAGGCACUUGGAUCAGCAUGAGGUGAAAUACUUGCAGUUUGCUUUCCGUUGGAUGAAUAACUUACUGAUGAGAGAAGUCCCUUUACGAUGCACCAUCAGGCUGUGGGACACAUACCAAUCUGAACCAGAGGGUUUUUCUCACUUCCACUUGUAUGUCUGUGCUGCCUUCCUAGUCAGGUGGAGGAAAGAGAUCCUGGAAGAGAAAGAUUUUCAAGAGUUGCUGAUAUUUUUACAGAAUUUGCCCACUGUACACUGGGGAAAUGAAGAAAUGAGUGUACUCCUGGCAGAGGCCUACAGACUGAAGUUUGCAUUUGCAGAUGCCCCCAAUCAUUACAAGAAAUGA
Molecule: messenger RNA, 1932 nt
Organism: Chaetura pelagica (chimney swift)
Lineage: Eukaryota; Metazoa; Chordata; Aves; Apodiformes; Apodidae
Gene: TBC1D22A
Product: TBC1 domain family, member 22A
Exons: 15
Coding region: 1-1932 (643 amino acids)
Biological process (GO): activation of GTPase activity
Molecular function (GO): GTPase activator activity
Source: RefSeq, a predicted model, not a curated record